CAUACAUUGUUCAGACUCAGCCAAACAAGCAAACUGUUAGAGCGAUGCAGAGGUUUAUAAGGUGGCCUUGCAGAUUAGCGUUGUAGUUGCACCUGGCAGUUGUCAUGUGAUAUAUACAUCCAUAAACAGGCGCAAAUAUUUUUUGAAAAUAAAAUUGGCCUUCAAGUAGGGCCGGAUUUAGACUAUGGCUAAGCGAUUAUCUUUGAUAAUGACUUCAUAAAAUUUCAUUGAUCGAAUUUGAAGUAAAUGUUGAAAAUUUAAGUUUAUGUAAAGUGUGUGACGCCAUAAAUAAUAUUUAAAUUGCGUGAAUACGAAAGCCACUCACCUUAGGGGUUUUAUUUAUUCAUUCAGAAACAUAAUAAAGGAGUUCGAAACUGCAUGACGAAGCCUACGGCUUGAGGCCUUCUUCAGCCUACCUUGCCUAAUGGUAAAUCCGACACUGACUUCAAGACUACUGCACCGGUUAUGAAAUUGUAUAUUUUGAAAUUAUAUCAGGUAACUUCAGGUUUAUUAACUUUUGGAUCUUGGAACAAAAGUGAUAUCAAUUUUAAGCUUUAUACAUAAAACGACGAACAUUGUCAUGACGACGGUUGAUCGACUGAAUGUAAUCAGGGGCCAUAUUGGAUAUGACGCUCCAGAAUUGGUUACUAAAAUGACGUCAUCUUCUGGAUAUCGGUAUACUUUAAAUUAUAAUGGUAAACUAACGAACGAACAACGACAAUUUUACGAGGAAAAUGGAUAUCUUGUAGUGCGCAAGCUUAUGCCACAAUAUGAGCUUGAUAUUUAUCGGAAGAGAUUUCAUGAAAUUUGCACAAAACAGGUUGCGAUUCCCGGCCUAGCAUUGAUGAGGGAUGUCUCUAUCGCCAAAGACAAGUCUAUACAAGGAGAAAAGGCAAUUAACAAGAUUCAGCAUUUUCAAAACGAUCCUGUUCUUUUCAGUUAUCUCCACUCUCCAAGGAUCCUUCAAUACGUCGAAGCCAUUACUGGACCUGAUAUAACGGCCAUUCAUUCAAUGUUGAUAAAUAAACCCCCGGACUCAGGUAAGAAGACAUCUCGGCACCCGCUUCAUCAAGAUCUGCAUUACUUUCUACUGCGACCUGAAGAUCGGAUUGCUUGUGCAUGGACUGCAAUGCAGAAAAUUGACAGAAGUAAUGGAUGCCUUGUUGUACUGCCAGGAACACACAAGCAACCGUUAAAAGAGCACAAAUAUCCAGACUGGGAGGGUGGUGUGAAUAAAAUGUAUUAUGGAGUAGACGACUACGACGAAAAUGCUCCCAGACACCAUCUAGUGAUGGAAGAAGGUGAUACCGUAUUCUUUCAUCCAUUACUCGUUCAUGGUUCAGGAACGAAUGUCAGUGAUGGAUUUAGAAAGGCCAUCAGUGGGCAUUUUGCCAGCAGCCAGUGUCAUUUCAUUUUACCAGAAGGAACGUCACAGAAAAAUUUUGUGGCUGAAGGUGUGGGCAUCGUAAAACGUCAAACGGGCAAGGAUGUACCUUAUGAAGAAGGGGCUCGAACAAUAUAUCGGGCAGUUCAAGGAAUGCGGAAAAACAUUUAAUAGUUACCUUGUUUGUAAAUAUUUGAAAAGAGUUGAAACAUAUGGUUUUAUAUUAAUUGGGUUUUUUAUUAAUAUAGAAUCUAAAUAAAUAAUUAUCUAUUAUUAGCUACCAACAGCAUUCAACCCAUUGAAUUUUUUCCAGACAGACUUGCUGGAAAUAUAUUCGUAUGUUCCUUCAUUUAUCAAUCCUUAUUCAACGAAAUUGAAUUACGUACCAGUACCAGGAAACAUGAGUGCAUGGGUAGAAUGGACACAUAUAUAAAACGCUUUGAAGUUCAUAUAUAUUUACCGACUAUUUAUUUUUGCCUACAAUACUUUUGUUAUUAUUUUUUUGUGUGAAUGAAUCAUAUAUUUUAUUUGAGCGAAAUAAUU
Styela clava is the source of this 1927-nucleotide messenger RNA. Its product is annotated as phytanoyl-CoA dioxygenase, peroxisomal-like. Gene Ontology annotation, biological process: fatty acid alpha-oxidation. NCBI's taxonomy places the organism in Eukaryota, Metazoa, Chordata, Ascidiacea, Stolidobranchia, Styelidae. The record is from RefSeq and is a predicted model, not a curated record. Gene Ontology annotation, molecular function: phytanoyl-CoA dioxygenase activity.